Messenger RNA from Lodderomyces pseudojiufengensis, 684 nucleotides. Its product is annotated as cyanamide hydratase. The record is from RefSeq and is a predicted model, not a curated record. NCBI's taxonomy places the organism in Eukaryota, Fungi, Ascomycota, Pichiomycetes, Serinales, Debaryomycetaceae. The transcript has a single exon. The coding region runs from base 1 to 684 and encodes 227 amino acids.
AUGUCACGUUAUGGAUUUUCAAAAAUAGAAAGAGAUGUUAAAAAGGCUAUACCAAAUCCUAAAUCACCAACCCCACAAACUUCAACUGAAUUACCAUCAUCUCCAUUAUCUCAAUUUGUUUUAGAUUAUGUUAAACAAAAAUUACCAAAUAAAGUAUUAAAUCAUUCUUUAAGAGUUUAUUUAUAUUCUCAAGCUAUUAUAAAUGAUCAAUUUUCAAAUUGGGACCUUGAUCCAGAAGUAAUCUUUGUAACAAGUCUUUUACAUGAUAUUGGAACAACUGAUGAAAAUAUGACUGCAACAAAAAUGUCAUUUGAAUUUUGGGGUGGUAUAUUAUCUCGUGAUUUAAUAUUAGAAGAAACUAAAAAUCAAGAAUAUGCAGAUGCUGUUAGUGAAGCAAUCAUAAGACAUCAAGAUUUAGGUGAAACUGGUUAUAUUACAACUCUUGGUUUAAUUUUACAAAUUGCUACUAUUUUAGAUAAUGUUGGUUUAAAUACUCAUUUAAUUCAUGAAGAUACUUUAAAUGCUGUAAAUAAACAAUAUUCAAGAGAUGGUUGGUUAAAUUGUUUUGCAGGUGCUAUUGAUAAUGAAAAUAAAUUAAAACCAUGGGGUCAUACAAGUUCUUUAGGUGUAAAUGAUUUUAAAAAUGAUGUUUUAAAUAAUAAAACUAAAUAUGAAAAAUUAUAA